This is a messenger RNA of Mesorhabditis spiculigera, 927 nucleotides long. NCBI's taxonomy places the organism in Eukaryota, Metazoa, Nematoda, Chromadorea, Rhabditida, Rhabditidae. The record is from the annotation of a GenBank genome assembly.
AUGGUACUCGCCCGGGUGCGCGAGUCGGCCCAGCAGGCUUUUGCCCACCCGCGCUGGCGUCCUUUCCUCCCGAUUUUGCUGAUCCUCUUCACCGCCAUCUACAUACUCUUUGGCGGCUUCCUCUUCCGCGUCAUCGAGUACGACGCAAAGGUGGCGGCCAUCCAACGCUGGCAUGGCGACCAGUACCGGCUGAGGCUAGCUCACGCGCGCUUCAUGUCCAAGCAAAUCUUCAACGACACCAAGCAGCUGCUCAUCAUCAUCGACAAGGACCAGUCGGAACGGGUUACCGGGAUCCUCAACGACGCGCUCAAGCUGUACGAGGCCAAGCUGAAGUAUAAGGGACCGGAUCGCGAUAGUUGGCGGCUGAAGAACGCGAUCAACUACGCGUACAGCCAGCUGCUGACCGUUGGGCUGAACGGGAAAAGCCCGGCGACGACGAUGGGAAAGGUUUUCCACGUGCCGUACGUCCUUCUCGGCGUCCCUUUGCUCUUCUGCACCAUCGCCUGCUUUGCUCACGAAUAUUUGGUGCCUUCAAUGCUCAAAUCCGGAAGCCCCUACCACCGCCGCUUCCAUGCCCUCGCCCUGGCCACCCUGCUUUACCUUGGCUGGGCUUUUAUCGUAGCCAUUUUCUAUUACCUCCAGGUUCAUGACAGCUUCGUGCCCGCCUUCUUCACUGCCCUCACUGCCGUUUUUACCGUCCAGAUGCCAGUUGACGCCGUGACCCCCUGCGUCCUAUUCGUGAUGCUCCUCGGCACCACGGUUGCCCUCCUAUUCGGAUAUUUGGUGGCCUUCUUCGCCUGUGCUAGCUACGGCGGAUUUGAUUUCGGAAUACCCGUGAGCACAGAAGUCCCCGACGAUGAGAACACCGCAGGACAACAAAAAUUCACCGUCGUCGUGGACCAGGCAGGAGAUAGCAAGCUGAUCAAU